AUGUUGGAGAAAGCGAAACAACGCAAUAAAAUACAUCAGGCAACAAUAGCAAUGCUGAGGCAAAUGUCAUCAGAAGAAGGUCGAUUGCUGCAAAUUUUGGCUGGACUGCCUGGAACCAACCAAAAGAUGAUCCAGCACAUUGGUCAGAAGAUCUGCAAGAGGUUUGGCAAGAGGCUGCAUGAGGCAAUUCCGUGGGAAGGGCAUGGAGCUGGAAAUGGAGCUGGGACAGAGGUUGGGCCAGGAGUUGGGCAAGGUGCUCGGCAUGGAGCUAGAGAUGGAACUGGGCAAAAUGCUGGGCAAGGGGCUGGGCAAGGAGCUGGGUUAGGGGCUGUAGGACUUGACUGUGCGCUUGGACAGCAUGAGGACCUGCUUGAUCCGAUCAUUGAGGAUGUGGUUGUCGGGGCUACUCAUAUUUUAAACAUGUGCACGAUGUUGGAGAAAGCGAAACAAUGCAAGAAAACAAAUCAGGCAACAAUAGCAAUGCUGAGUAAAAUGUCAUCAAAAGAAGGUCGAUUGCUGCAAAUUUUGGCUGGACUGCCUAAGAACCAACCAGAAGAUGGUCUAGCACAUUGGCCAGGAGAUGUGCAACGAGUUGGGCCAAGGGUUGAAGGACUUGACUGGGUGCUUGAACGACAUGAGGCAAUUCCGUGGGAGAGGCAUGGAGCUAGCUGUAGAGCUGGGCUAGAGGCUGGGCAAGGAACUGGGCAAGGGGCUGGGCAUGGAGCUCUACAUGGAGCUAGAGAAGGAGCUGGGCAAGAUCUUGGCGAGGGGCUGGGCAAGGAGCUGGGCUAG
This is a messenger RNA of Ziziphus jujuba (common jujube), 792 nucleotides long. RefSeq lists its product as uncharacterized. Lineage: Eukaryota; Viridiplantae; Streptophyta; Magnoliopsida; Rosales; Rhamnaceae. The coding region runs from base 1 to 792 and encodes 263 amino acids. The record is from RefSeq and is a predicted model, not a curated record. The transcript has 4 exons.